UUUAGUUUAGCAAUCAAAUGCAAAUUCAGUAGGACAAAUAUAUAAUAUGUGAUGAUUUUAAUUUACAGCAUGAAAACUAUAAAAUUAUUAUAUUUGGCAUAAUUAUACAAACAUUUAAAUAUGUGAGUAACAUUGAAAUAGAUAAUAAUUAUGUAAAAAAAAUAUCUAUAUAUAUAUAUAUAUAUAUAUAUGUGAAUAUAUACCCGCACAACCGUGUGGGUGAAAAUCUAGUUAGAUUUUAUGAGUGGGUCCUAUCAAUUAUAAUCACACAGUUUUAGACCAGCAACUAGAUUCAAUAAAUCACGCAAUAUCUCGAAUGAUCCAUCUUUAUCCACCACUUGUGUUAUGUUUUAUGUUGAAAUUUCAUAUGCUUAUCCAAAUAGCUAUAUAAUCGAUGUAAACUUAAACAUGUUGAGAAACGCCCAUAGGUUCGGAUCGUACUUGGAAAAGAAAACAUCAACUGUGUCAGCCACAUGUCAAUAUCACAUAUUCCCCUGGUCGCACCUUUGAUUAUUAAUAUUAUUAUUUUUCCUCUAACCAAUAGUAAUCUGAUAUAACUUUCUUCUCCUCCAACGUAUUUAUAUUCAACACCUUUCUCUCAAGAUCAUCUACUCAAAAUGGAUUCGAGAGACGCUGGAGAAACUCAUCAGGCCAAGUACAAAGGCAUCCGACGCCGGAAAUGGGGAAAAUGGGUAUCGGAGAUUAGGGUUCCAAGAACUCGUGAACGCCUCUGGUUAGGCUCUUUCUCCACCGCUGAAGGCGCCGCCGUAGCCCACGACGUUGCUUUUUUCUGCUUGCACCGACCAUCUUCCCUGGGCGAAGAAGUUUUUAACUUUCCUCAUUUGCUUCAACCUUCCCUCGCAUCUUACACGUCUCCUAAGUCCAUCCAAAAAGCUGCAUCAGACGCCGGCAUGGCCAUCGAUGCUGGAUUCGCCGUUAAGAAAGACGGUGUGAAUGGAGGCGGCGAAUAUAGAUUAUCCACGGCGAACAUGGCGGAAUACAGCGAAAGGGAAGCGUUGAGCAUCUCCGUGUACGAUUAUCUACUGGAUGACGAUCGCAUGUGAGCACCUUAUGUUAGCAAUUAAUAUUGGAUGUGAAUACAAUUUUUUUUACUUCUUUUAUUUCCCAACGUGAGUUUUCAUUUCGCAUGCUUCUUUUUUCAUGAUGUAGUUUUCAUCAAUAAAAAAAACAAAUUCUUUUAUACGUUA
Molecule: messenger RNA, 1208 nt
Organism: Brassica rapa (field mustard)
Lineage: Eukaryota; Viridiplantae; Streptophyta; Magnoliopsida; Brassicales; Brassicaceae
Product: ethylene-responsive transcription factor ERF020-like
Biological process (GO): regulation of DNA-templated transcription
Molecular function (GO): DNA-binding transcription factor activity; DNA binding
Source: RefSeq, a predicted model, not a curated record